Messenger RNA from Nanorana parkeri, 1658 nucleotides. RefSeq names its product solute carrier family 9 member B2 (gene SLC9B2). The transcript is spliced from 11 exons. Gene Ontology annotation, molecular function: antiporter activity. The record is from RefSeq and is a predicted model, not a curated record. Bases 6 to 1658 code for a protein of 550 amino acids. Lineage: Eukaryota; Metazoa; Chordata; Amphibia; Anura; Dicroglossidae. Gene Ontology annotation, cellular component: membrane. Gene Ontology annotation, biological process: proton transmembrane transport.
CCAGAAUGGAGGGGGAAGAACCAUGCAAUGAAAAAGGCUGCGUGGUACAAGGUGACACACUUGAAAGUGCUCUUGAUGCCAAUCUGGAAUCCAGUGUUACAAACCACAUAGCUAAGGAGGUUCCUUUAGAUAUGUCUAAUGCAGUACUUGGCAAGGUCUUGAAUGACGAAAGUGAGUUGUUAAAUAGUGACAGCCAUCAUAAACUGGAGACUGAAAGCAAAUCCAAUAUCUGCACAAAGAUGAAAAAGUUUUGCUCUUGUCCUCCCCAAGGAUUACUUGCUGUUGCAGUUACAAAAGUUAUCAUGGUGGCACUAGUUUGGGGAGUGGUGUGGUCCAUAACAGGUUCUGAAUGCCUGCCUGGAGGAAAUCUUUUUGGCAUUCUCGCUUUGCUCUUGUGCGCUGUAAUUGGUGGCAAGCUAGUCGGUCUCAUCAGGAUAUCCAACCUACCACCAUUGCCUCCAUUACUUGGAAUGUUACUAGCUGGGUUUCUUCUAAGAAAUAUCCCGGUUAUCACUGAUCAAGUCAAAAUUGAUUAUAAAUGGUCUGCGGCUUUGAGGAACAUUGCUUUAGCCAUCAUAUUGACGCGGGCUGGACUUGGACUGGAUCCACAGGCUUUAAGAAAACUCAAGGCAGUGUGUUUACGGCUUUCUUUUGGUCCCUGUGCCAUUGAGACUUGCUCUGCUGCCCUUUUAUCUUACUUGCUGAUGGGACUACCUCUAACAUGGGGAUUUAUGCUGGGCUUUGUUCUAGGCGCUGUGUCUCCCGCUGUUAUAGUUCCCUCUAUGCUGCUUCUUCAGAAAGAAGGCUAUGGAGUAGAUAAGGGCAUCCCAACACUGUUGAUGGCUGCUGGAAGCUUUGAUGACAUCCUGGCUAUAACCGGUUUCAAUACAUGUUUUGGAAUGGCGUUCUCAUCAGGUUCUACCCUUAACAGCAUCAUCAGAGGAGUGUUAGAAGUUGUGGUUGGAAUUGCAGCGGGACUUCUCCUGGGUUUCUUCCUUCAAUAUUUUCCAAGUAAAGACCAGGAGAAUCUAAAAUGGAAGAGAUCCUACCUCAUUCUGGCACUUUCCAUAUUUGCAGUGUUCGGAAGCCUGUAUUUUGGUUUUCCUGGGUCAGGAGGACUGUGUACACUGGUGAUGGCUUUUCUAGCAGGCAUGGGAUGGUCUGGAGAAAAGGCUGUGGUUGAAGACAUAGUAGCUGUUGGAUGGGAUAUCUUCCAACCACUGCUGUUUAGUUUGAUUGGAUCAGAAAUAAAUAUUGCCACCUUGAGACCCGAGACUGUUGCGUUGUGUAUUGCCACACUUGGGAUUGCAUUAAUAGUGCGGAUAUGUUUCACAUUCUUGAUGGUGUGCUGGGCAGGAUUUCUGAUGAAGGAAAAGAUAUUUAUUUCUUUAGCAUGGAUGCCCAAAGCUACUGUUCAGGCUGCCAUUGGCUCCGUGGCUUUGGAUAUGGCAAGAAGCAUUGGGGACAAACAAUUAGAAGAAUAUGGCAUGGAUGUGCUAACUGUAGCUUUUCUAGCGAUUCUGAUCACAGCACCCAUAGGAGCAUUAAUUAUUGGGCUAACAGGACCCAGAAUGUUGCACAGAUCGGAAGACACAAGUAUAAAUGUAGACGAACCAGCAGAGACUGAAAGCAGGAUAGAACUAUCUCACCGGCUUUGA